Messenger RNA from Schistocerca nitens (vagrant locust), 393 nucleotides. RefSeq lists its product as uncharacterized. Bases 86 to 316 code for a protein of 76 amino acids. Lineage: Eukaryota; Metazoa; Arthropoda; Insecta; Orthoptera; Acrididae. The transcript is spliced from 3 exons. The record is from RefSeq and is a predicted model, not a curated record.
UUAUCCUUGGUUAUUCGCAAUAAACCUAACAUCUUUUUCUGUAGCCAAAGUGACCGGUUGCGGGGGUGAAGAAUUGAGUUUGAGGAUGGCUGCAGCGGUGCAGAGUAGUAGGGGAGUGGUCGCAUUGUUUAAGAGGGGAUGGAAUGAGAUACCAGAAGUAAUAGGAUCUUCGUUUAUGGCAUUGAUUGGAUUUGGAUUAGCAGGUGUUGGAUUAUACAAUUACUAUUCUCAUGAUGGCAACAAUCGUAGGUACAAGGAGUUAUACACAGUAUACAGAUCUGAUGACCCAAGAGCAGCCAGAAUCCGGAAGGACUAGUUCAUAUACUGAGGCACUUCAGAUUCAGUGUAGAUAAAGUUUCUAAUGAUUAAAUCGGAUAUACAAAUUUUUUGUUA